AUGUCUGCCCCAACUAUUGAACAAGUCCUUUUGAAACUCAAGACUCACCUCUCAUUAACAGAAGAAGAACAAGCUAAGGAAUGCCCAUUCACUGCUGAUGAAAAGAAGGUCUUUAUUGAAAACCAUGGUCAAAUUGUCUCUGGCUGUCCUGCAUUCUCUAAUCACGGUUGUCCAUUCACUCAAAUCCAUACCCUCAAGACUUUGAAGGAAAAGGUUGGUCACAUUCAAGGUUUGGAAAAUAGAUGUCCAGCUAUGGCUAACUCAUCCUCCACUCACGAUGUCAUUGCUCAAUUGUUGAAGGAUUAA
Naegleria gruberi is the source of this 306-nucleotide messenger RNA. RefSeq lists its product as uncharacterized. The transcript has a single exon. The record is from RefSeq and is a predicted model, not a curated record. Lineage: Eukaryota; Heterolobosea; Eutetramitea; Acrasida; Naegleriidae. Bases 1 to 306 code for a protein of 101 amino acids.